AUGGAUAAUUUAUUGAAAAAAAAUAGAGCCUUACAUAGUUUAUCAAAGCUACAAUAUAAGGAGGAUAUUAAUAUUGUUAGUGAAUUAAAGAUGGGAAAUGUUUUUGAUGACGUAAAUCAAGGCUUAUCUAUUGAUGAUCUUCCAGAUGAAUUAGAGACUGAGAUUCCUGACAGAGAUGGUGAUCCAUAUACAUUUGAUACUGUCAAACGAUCAAUGAUACAUGGUCCUUGUGGUGCUUUUAUGCAAAAUGCCCCAUGUAUGAAAAAUGGAAGGUGUUCUAAGGGAUAUCCAAAGCAUUUUCAGGAAAGUACUGCUGUAAAUAAUGAUGGGUACCCUAUUUACAAGCGAAGAGACAAUGGAAAAACAGUAGAAGUGCAUGGAGCAACAUUAGAUAACAGAUGGGUUGUUCCGUAUAAUCCAUAUCUUUCUACUAGAUAUGAUUGCCAUAUAAAUGUAGAGAUUUGUUCAUCCAUUACUGCAGUAAAGUAUCUCUUUAAGUAUGUCUAUAAAGGACAUGAUCGUGCUACUGUAGAAAUAAGAAGACAAAACCACAAGCAAGAAAGUAAUGAUGAGAUAAGUCUCUACCUUGAUGCUCGAUAUGUUUCAGCAUCAGAAGCUUCAUGGCGAUUAUUUCAUUAUCGAUUGCAUGAUAGAAGUCCAGCUGUUGUACACCUCCAAGUUCAUCUUCCAGGACAGCAUAGAGUUAUAUUUCGGGAUGAUGAAUGUUUAGAAAAUGUAGUUGAACGUGCCAAUUCUGAAAAAACAACACUUACAGCAUGGUUCCAAGCUAACACAUUAUAUCCUGAAGCAAGAGAGCUUACUUAUGGAAAUUUUCCUACUCAGUGGGUUUAUAACAGGCAAACCAAUAAAUGGAGCCCAAGGCAACUUUGUGGUGCUACUUCUUUUGAAAAUCUCCGCAUUGUCAAUGGAGUUUUAUAUAAUACUUUCAAGGAAGCCUGUGCCAUUUUAGGAUUGCUACAGAAUGGUGAAGAAUGGGAUCAAUGUUUAGCAAAAGCUGCUCAGGUACAGACUGGAUCACAACUACGUAAUUUGUUUGCUACACUACUUCUGUUUUGUGAUCCAGUAAGACCUGAGAAUCUUUGGGAGAAGUAUUUUUAUGCUCUUAGUGAUGAUAUGCGAUUUCAAGUUCAUGAUAAUGUUGAAAAUACUGAUAUCCACAACCAAGCUUUAACCCAUUUGCAAUCAAUUUUAAAUAGGCAUGGAAAAUGUCUUAAAGAUUUUCCUGAUAUGCCCAUACCUGAAGUUCUUUCUGAUUGUGAUCAAGACAAUUAUCUAAUUUAUGAAGAACAAAGCUAUAAUAUUGAAGAGCUUACUCAAACAGUUGAAAAUGGAAUUCCUCAAUUAAAUGCAGAUCAGAAAGUUGCAUUUGAAAAAGUUAUAACUGCUGUGGAAAAUCAAACCCCUGCUAUGUUUUUUAUUGAUGGUCCAGGUGGAACAGGAAAAACUUUUUUAUAUAAUGUUCUACUUGCAAAGAUUCGUUUAGAUGGACAUAUUGCUCUGGCAAUAGCUUCUUCAGGUAUUGCUGCACUUCUUUUACCAGGUGGCCGAACUGCCCACUCCCGAUUUAGAAUACCUAUUAAUUUAAAUGAAGAUUCUACCUGUUCCAUCUCUCAUGGCUCUGAUACAGCCUUACUAUUGCAAAGAACAAGUCUUAUUGUAUGGGAUGAAGCUCCAAUGAUGCAUAGAUAUGCAUUUGAAGCUGUAGAUCGCACUUUAAAAGACCUCAUGAAAGCUGUUGAUCCUGAUUUGGAAGGAAAACCAUUUGGAGCAGAUGCUCGUAGAAUAUUGCAUAAUCCAACAAUUCCACGUGCUCCGCAUUCCUUAGCAAUAAGUCGAAUACUGGUUAAAUCUGAUAAUAAUAACGCUUUAAGAAAAGAUUCAGCAGAUUUGCUGAUAUUUUCCUUUUCCUCUUUAAUGACAGCCCUCACUAUUCCCAUUAAACGAUUUGCUUCUUGUUCUGAAAGAAAGGUCUUUGCACGAGGAAAACUUGGACAAGAUUUAUCUUUUUGA
Entrophospora sp. SA101 is the source of this 2031-nucleotide messenger RNA. NCBI's taxonomy places the organism in Eukaryota, Fungi, Glomeromycota, Glomeromycetes, Entrophosporales, Entrophosporaceae. The record is from the annotation of a GenBank genome assembly.